Molecule: messenger RNA, 429 nt
Organism: Eucalyptus grandis
Lineage: Eukaryota; Viridiplantae; Streptophyta; Magnoliopsida; Myrtales; Myrtaceae
Product: putative cysteine-rich receptor-like protein kinase 9
Exons: 1
Coding region: 1-429 (142 amino acids)
Source: RefSeq, a predicted model, not a curated record
AUGGAAGAUGAGCCUAUUUUUACAAUGUCCUACGCCGGGAACAUCGCUAACUCAGCCAAGUUCUUGCAAGUACUCGGUGACACCAUCAAAGACGUCGCCUGGAGGGGUUCGGGAAACAGAUUCGCAACUGCGGAAGCCAAUGUUACCACGCCUGAGAAGCUGUACAUGAUAGCGCAGUGCACGCCGGACUUGACGCCGUGGGACUGUAACACGUGCCUCCGAUCAGUGAUUCCGCGUGUUCCCCUGGGGAGGCCAGGAGGGAGGAUAUUCACCCCGUGCUGCAACGUGAGGUUCGACAUUCGUCCCUUUUAUAAUGAGGGCCCCGCGCCGGGCCCACCUCCUCCUCCCCCUCUCCCUCCCGAAGGGAUAUGGAACUUUCCUUUUGCCUCUCUCUCCCACUACUUUAACACCACAAAACAAGUUGGUUGA